AUGAUGGAAUGGUUCACCUCAUUACUAUCAACAACAUACGUCCUCGGCUCAAUCCCGAUUAUUCUCCUUGUCAUACUCGCAGUGACGCGGAUAGAUGGCAAUUUAUCAAGGAAAUCCUUAAUGUCAUGGUCAGUGGCUCGUCCGCUUGGCUCUCUCUACUCGUUCUUGAUAGAGAUUGCUCAGCCGGCAACUGUUACCACCAUCAGGGAUUGGGAUGCGACGGAAAUUAGGGAAUCGUCUUCAAUAAACGUUUCCAAAGAAUCUGAUUUCCCCGAGGGCUGGUGGACGGGGGAUGAGGUGUUUCGAUUGGAAAGACGGGCGAUCUUCAGUAAGGUAGGGAAUGCAUACUUCCACCAGUUUGCCUGGAUGUGUUCGGUUUAUCCCAAACGCAAAUAUCCCAACGAUGUUGAACGUGACGACGGCUGGAAUAUUGGGGAAGAAUCGCUAGAUGAAGCAUGGCUGUUCAUCGCCCACACAAGUCGCUUCGUCAAACCGGGAGACUAUCACGCUUUCGAAAUAUGCGGUUUCCCCCUUUUCCUCAUUCAAGGGAAAGAUGGCAUCAUCCGUUCUUUUCACAAUGUCUGCAGACACAGAGCGUAUCCGGUUAUCUCAAGGAAGAAAUCUGGAUCGACAACUGUGAUGGGGUGCAGAUAUCAUGGCUGGAGUUAUGAUACUCAAGGUUACUUGAUCAAAGCGCCACAGUUCGAAUGCUUGGAAGGUUUUGACAAGUCUCAGAACAGUCUGUUUGAGAUCCACACGAGGAUAACGAAACAUGGUUUUAUAUUUGUGAAUUUGGAUUCUCGUAAUGACGUGGCCGAGCCUGACCUUGAGGUUCAUGCCAUCGACAGAUUUGCGAAUGCGAAUCAAAUAUCUCAGAGGUCUUCACGGAUUGAUGGGUGGGAGGUUGAAGGGAGAUUCAAUUGGAAAUUGGCUGUCCUGGACAUGCAUGGCAAUAAUCACUCCUCAGCAAGAACGAACCAAGAAUCGGGAAAUUUACGUUCAGUUCUCCAAUCGAUGUUUAGUGUCAGCAGCAGGGAUCAAAAUGGAUACCGAUACACCAACCUGGAUGUAUUCCCUGCAACUUCAAUCCAUGUUACCGGAAAAGGAGGCAUCUGGUUUUCUGUUUCAAUAGUGCCAAUGAACGUAGGCCGCUCAUCCAUCCGCUGUGAUAUAUACGAACGCUUUGCAGUACGGAACGCAGACAGAAACCAUGCGGUGGUAGCAGAUGUAAAACCUUGGUUUGUAUCGGAGAUAGCAAAAUUGGAAACUGCUUACAAAACAUUGAAUGCCCCUGGAAGCUGCAAAACCGAUUGUGACAAUCAACUCAGCCUCAGAGAUGGGAUGGUUGCCCGUUUGCAUGACAACGCACUGCAAGAGCUCAUCCUCUCAAAUUUAAAAUCUCAUCUUACGCUCGAGCGGGUUCAGGGGGAAGAAAUCUGGCCAACUGUCCGACUGUCAAGCACCAGCGACAAAUACAAGCGAGCAAAUGAAUUAUGCAAAGAGCUCGAAGCCUUUGUUGAAGACGCCGGUUGUUCAAAGGGUCUCACUAAAACAAGGGUCAAGGACCCUCUUGAUUGGUGA
Messenger RNA from Paracoccidioides lutzii Pb01, 1581 nucleotides. RefSeq lists its product as hypothetical. Gene Ontology annotation, molecular function: protein binding; 2 iron, 2 sulfur cluster binding. The coding region runs from base 1 to 1581 and encodes 526 amino acids. The transcript is spliced from 6 exons. The record is from RefSeq and is a predicted model, not a curated record.